AUGUAUUACAAUGCUUCUAAAGGAAGACCAUUAGGCUGCAAGCUAGAUGGAUCAAAACUUCUUAGGAAAACUCAUAAAAGUUGGGAACAGCUGAGGCGUCACGAUCCCGACGUAGAGAUUUCCGACGAAGCCACUGAGCAUCUUUUCGUAAGCAACAGUAGCGUUCUGUGUGGGGUUUCUCUUGAAGAACUGGAGGAUAUUUUUCUUCCCAUCGAUCCCGACGCUUCCUUCACUGUCUAUCCUAAUAAGCGGUCUUACUCCUUUGUCAGCUUCUCGUCAAAAGAACGAGCUUCUGCCGCUCGAGAAAGUUUGAAUGGAGUCGUGCCAUCGCAGCUCAAGGUCUCUCAUCAGCCCUUCUUGAUAUCUUACGUGAAACAAUUGCCCAGAGGAGGGUCUCCUGACGGUCCGCCACUUCCAAAUGAUCUUGUACUAGUGGAUGACUAUGUCACAGCGGAACAGGAGGAAGAGCUUCUGAACAUGGUCCUCAACUCAGGACGUGCAAAGUCCCUGAAACAUCGAGCUGUGGUUCAUUACGGAUACGAGUUCGACUACAGUGCUAAUGCUCCUACUGAUUCAAUUCCUGAUCAAAUUGCAAGACUAAGAUGGCAUAGUAUACUUAACGAAGGCCUUCUUCACUUUCGACCAGACCAGUCAACGUUUAUGAGCCUGGUCAAGGUAUUCCCUCUCACCCCCCAUCACAUAACGCAUUAUGACGGCCGCACCCUCUCCCCGCCACGACCUCCAUCCUUGUGCUCCGAUGUGGUAAUGGAAUUCAAAGAUGGAGCAAAUUCGGCUCGAAUAUGCCCAGUGCUUUUGAAGCGACGAUCACUGUGCUUGAUAAAAGGGGAGUCGAGGUAUCGCUGGAAGCACGGCAUUGUGAAUCGGAAACACGAUAUCAAUCCGGUUACACAUCGAGUGAUGCGUCGUCAACUUCGUGUAUCUAUAACAUUACGGAAGACUCGACACGAACGCUGUCAGUGUCCAUUCAAGGAGUUCUGUGACUGGGACAGGGGAGGAGAAAUGGCGGUUCCAUCCGAUGACACUUCAGCCGAACGUAUAGAACGAUUAUACGUGAAUGGCGUAUACGAAAGUAUAGCGUCCCAUUUUGAUGAGACGAGAUUUUCUAGUUGGGCCGGUGUUAAGAGGUUUUUGAACUCGUUGCCUGACUAUUCACUAGUAUACGAUGUUGGCUGCGGUAACGGGAAAUAUCUGGUUUUGGACGACAGGUUGUGCAAGGUUGGCUGCGACAUGAGCCAGAUGCUGUGCGAGAUUGCUGGAGCAAAGGGGUGUAUGGUUGUUCGCGCUGAUGGUUUGUUUCUCCCUUUUCGUGAAGGAGCAGAUGCAGUUCUGUCUAUUGCUGUUCUACAUCAUAUGGCAGUACUGAAGGUAGGAGGCAGAGCGUGCAUAACGGUCUGGUCAAUGGAUCAGAAUAAUUCUGAGUAUUCGAAGAUGAGGGAGAACAAGGACUCCAUUACUGAUACACAACACCCGGAUAGGCUAUUAAUCCAUGACGGGAAAGAUUUCAUUCAGCAAGAUAUGCUCGUGCCAUGGAGAAUAGACGACACAGGAGAAACUUUUCUUAGGUAUUACCACGUUUUCGCGGAAGGGGAAAUGGAAGAGCUUUUGAGGUCUGUGGAUGGCUGUCGGAUAGACAGCAUUGAGAAAGAACAGGGUAACUACAUCGCUGUGAUAACAAAAGUUAGCUAG
This is a messenger RNA of Cooperia oncophora, 1707 nucleotides long. NCBI's taxonomy places the organism in Eukaryota, Metazoa, Nematoda, Chromadorea, Rhabditida, Trichostrongylidae. The record is from the annotation of a GenBank genome assembly.